GAUCUGACGCGAGAGUAAACAGUCGCCAUUUCUGGAAAGUAGGAAAGAGAGCAGAAAGUGUGGCGGACCCUUCGUUCGCAUUUAACCAAAACCCAUACCGAUAAAUCUUCAGAAAAGGCCGAAUCAAAGCUCUCUGUCAGCGGCUGUCUUCCACGGCGGCUGUGUAAUUGUAUGUGUUAUUCCAAGCGGGAAUUUAUGCGCGCGUGAGUGAGUGUGAGGCCUGGCACCCUCACUGGACCAUAAACACCCUGCAGUUGAUCACUCACAGACAGGGCAGAACUGCAGAGAAAUAUCCCUUCACUGAAAAAUGAUCAUUGAAAACCUUGAAGCUUUGAAGACAUGGCUCUCAAAGACCCUUGAACCCAUAUGCGAUGCCGACCCUUCUGCACUUGCAAAAUAUGUGGUUGCCUUAGUGAAGAAAGACAAAUCAGAGAAGGAGUUGAAAGCACUAUGCAUUGACCAGUUGGAUGUAUUCCUUCAGAAAGAUACGCAGACGUUUGUGGAUAAACUUUUCGAAGCUGUGAACGCAAAGAGUUACCUACCUCAACCAGAGCAACCAACUUCCAUAAGCAGAACUGCCACCGAGCCUCACCAGCGCACAGAGAAAGAUGAAUCCAAGAGAGAGGAGCCCAGUCGAGAUGAAGACAGAGACAAGAAAUUCUCCAGGAGAAUAAACCACAGUCCUCAGCCUAGUACGAGAUACGGCCGAGACAGCAGGAGAGGAGAGGAACGCAAAAAAGACGACCGCACUCGGAAACGAGACUACGAUCGCAACCCACCCAGAAGAGACUCGUACAGAGAGCGUUACAACCGCAGGAGGGAGCGCAGCCGCAGUUUCAGCCGCAGUCGUAGUCGCAGCUGGAGCAAGGACCGUGCGCGAGAUCGAGACCGAGAGAGGGACAGAGAUCGCGAUAGAGACAGAGAUCGCGACCGCAGCCGAUCGCGAACUCGCUCAAGAACUCGCUCAAGAAGCAGAGAGCGAGAUUCUGGAAAGUUAAAAUAUGACCUCAGUCGUCCAGAGCGUCAGGAGGGUGCAGGCACUGAUGGAUACAACGCAACGCCUGUUACGCCCGGGGACUCCUCGGCUCAUUUUCCCGUGCCUGCCCUCAGUAGCACUAUUACCGUUAUUGCCCCUACUCACCAUGGUAACAACACCACUGAAAGCUGGUCGGAGUUUCCGCAGGACCACACGCCGUUCAGCAGAGACGGCCCACCGCGAAAACGAUGCCGUGACUAUGAUGAGAAGGGUUUCUGCAUGCGAGGGGACAUGUGUCCUUUUGACCAUGGAAGUGAUCCAGUUGUGGUGGAGGACGUCAAUCUACCCAGCAUACUUCCCUUUCAACCCCCGCCACUUCCUGUGGUAGACGGUCCACCGCCUCCUGGCCUCCCACCCCCUCCAUCACUCCUGGCCCCACCAGUGAACCUCAGACCACCUGUGCCCCCGCCCGGCACCAUGCCACCUAGCUUACCACCUGUCGCAGGUCCCCCUCCUCCUCUCCCGGCCCUGAAGCCAUCUGGUAUGGACGCACCUCCAAACUCCAUCACCAGCUCUGUGCCCACUAUAGUCACGUCAGGCGUCCGGCCUCUGCCCCCACCGCCCCUCUAUACCUCGGACUCGUUUGAGCCGGAUGUGUACAAUCCUGAGGCUCCUAGCAUGACUUCACGGCCCAUGUACAGACACCGGGUCAACACUCAGCGGCCCAACCUGAUUGGCUUAACCAUGGGAGAGGUGGAUCUGCGCCCUAGAGAUAAAAUGUCAAACAGCAACAGUAUGAGGAUUGUUUUAGAGUCUGAAUCCAGGAAGAGAGGUGCAGGACUGAUGGAUGGAGCGGGUCCUCCAAAGAAACCCUGGUUUGACAAGCCAAACUACCAGCCCAACCAUCACGGAUUUCACCGAAAAGUUCCUUUCUCUUCCCCAAAUACAAAACUGGCCAUCAAACAGAUUCCUCCUGAACUCAACAAUAUCAGCAAACUCAAUGAGCACUUUAGCAAGUUCGGCACCAUCGUCAAUCUCCAGGUGGCGUAUAAUAAUGACAGAGAGGGGGCGCUGAUUCAGUUUGCAUCCCCUGAGGAGGCCAGACGGGCCAUGCAGAGCACCGAGGCAGUGUUGAACAACCGCUUCAUUAAAGUGCAAUGGUACAGAGAGGAUGCACCUGAGCAUGCAUACGCCACGCAACCUGUGAAUGUACAGUUUAAGCAAGAGCUUGUAGUGAACACACUGAAACAGUCGGUCAAAGACCGACUCGGUCCCCUGCCAACAGCCCACACCGAACCCGUACAGGACCCCAGCAGCGCUCCACAGAAUGCCAUCAAGUCUUCAGUGAAAGACCGUCUGGGCUUCUCCACCAAACCAGCGGCCCUUGGAGGAAAGGCAUUUACCGGCCUGACAAAGACGGUUUAUAACCCAGCAGCGUUCAAAGCCGGUCAGAAGGCUGCACCGUUCAGUCCAACUGUCAGUCCAGAAGAUGCCUUAAAAAGGAAACAGGAGGCGCUAAAGCUUCAGCAGGACGUCAGGAAGAAGAAACAGGAGAUUCUGGAGAAACACAUUCAGACUCAGAAGUUGCUGAUAUCCAAGCUGGAGAAAAACAAAUCCAUGAAGGCGGAAGAUAAAAGUCAGAUCAUGCAGACGCUCACCACCCUCACCAACAGCAUCACUAAACUCCAGGAGGAGAUCAAAGGUCUGUCCAGCGCCAAUGUGCUCAAGACGACGGUCAAGAGUAAAGCACAGGCUCAGAAGGAACUUUUGGACACAGAGUUGGACCUUUAUAAGAAAAUGCAGGCAGGAGAAGACACAGCCGAUCUCAAGAUUAAAUAUACUCAGCUGCAGCUAGAGGCAGCCAAAAGAGGCAUUCUCAAUCCAGGACGUGGGAGGGGGGCCCACACCAGGGGUCGGGGGGCCCUGAGGAGCCGGGGCAGAGGCAUUCGGGGCCGCGGCAGAGGAGCUUCAAAUCACUCUGUGGUUGAUCAUCGGCCCAGAGCUUUAGAGAUCAGCGGCUUUACUGAAGCGGAUCGAGUCGACCUGCUGCCACACUUUGCACAAUUCGGAGAGAUUGAGGACUUCAAAGUGGACGAUCCUAGUCUUAGUGCCAUCAUUACGUACAGAAGUCGUGCAGAGGCAGAACAGGCGGCGGUCCAUGGCAUCCGGAUAAAUAAUCAAGAACUGCGCUUGGCUUGGCACAAACCCGCGGCCUCACUGAACACGACGGACCCGGAUGAGAACGAACCUGAUGAUGAAGAGUUUCCAGAGGACUCACUCGUGGAUGAUUCGCUGCUACAGGACGAUGACGAGGAGGAUGACGAUAAAGAGUCACGCUCGUGGCGCAGAUAAGGACGUCCAGGUCGCCCGAGCUCGUCCCAUCACGUGUUCAUUUCAGAAAUUGUUUUUAAAAAUCUAAUUUACAUUUCAUUGAUAUUUUUAUUUUACUUAAAGCUGUAAACUCCUGUGAAUUUGAACGAUGUUAAAUAAGAUUAAUUUGUUUUUCGUUCUCAGCAAUUUUGUAUUGUGUCAAUAACCAAAAAAACUUCUGCUGGCUGCCUUUUUUUGUUUUUUGGUCAAAAAUGUCGACCAAUUUGAUUUCUUUUCAGUACUUCGGUAAAAUGUUACUGGUUGGUUGAGAAAAAGCGGUAUGUUUUACGAAACUGCAGAAGAUUUUUGUUACGAGAACGUGUUUUAUGCUUUUCCUAGUAUAAUCGGUCUGAUGAGGAAGUAGCUUUUGUGUACAUAUUUUAUGUAUGAAUUUUAAUGGUUUGUAUUAAUUCUCUGCUUCUGGAUUCCUGGGUUUCAUUAUGAAAUGUAAAAAAAUAAAGAAUUGAAAUGGUCUAGAAAAGAUAUCAGCUGACAAAAAAAGAAAAAAAAUUGACAGCUUUGCUGCAUGAGCAGUGUUAAACAAAAAAAACAACAACAGAUCAGCUGAAUAAAGACCAUUUCAUACCCCCCACCCCCCAA
Messenger RNA from Misgurnus anguillicaudatus (oriental weatherfish), 3946 nucleotides. Lineage: Eukaryota; Metazoa; Chordata; Actinopteri; Cypriniformes; Cobitidae. The record is from RefSeq and is a predicted model, not a curated record.